Cryptosporidium muris RN66 is the source of this 393-nucleotide messenger RNA. Its product is annotated as DAD family protein. The record is from RefSeq and is a predicted model, not a curated record. The transcript has a single exon. Gene Ontology annotation, biological process: protein N-linked glycosylation. Gene Ontology annotation, cellular component: oligosaccharyltransferase complex; membrane. Lineage: Eukaryota; Apicomplexa; Conoidasida; Eucoccidiorida; Cryptosporidiidae. The coding region runs from base 1 to 393 and encodes 130 amino acids.
AUGAAUAAAACUCAAAAAAAGAAUUCAUCGGAGCUUAUAAAUAAGCAUAAUAAGAGUUCUUCAAAACUUACUGAAGUUUUUACUGAAAUUAUGACUUCAUAUUUAAAAGUAGUACCCAAACACAUUCAAAUUAUUGAUUGCUUUAUUUCCUACCUUGCAAUAAUUACAAUAACUCAAUUAAUCUACUGUAUUUUGAUUGGAAUGGCAUAUCCUCUUAAUUCCUUUAUUGCUGGCAUAUUUACAUCUGGUGGAACUGCUUUGCUUGUAUCAGCUCUCAGAAUUCAGUUAAUAGCUCCAGAACUCUUUGAUAAUAUAUCUCCUAAAACAGCUAUUUUUGACUUUCUAAUUUGCUCCUUUGUAUUUUUCAUUGGAUGUGCAUCAUUACUUGUUUAA